AUGAGUGAUCUGGCUCUGGAAUCUCAAAAGAAAAUCAUGCCUGACACCAAGGCUGCCGAAGAAGGCCCCCGAAGGGCCGAUGGCGUCUCUCAUCUAUACGAGGGUAAUGUUUUUGACGCAACGCCCGAAGACCGUCGCCAGAUCGGUGUGGUUAGUGCUGCCUUUCUGAUCUUCAACCGUGUCAUCGGAACCGGUAUCUUCGCAACACCAGCGACAAUCUUGUCGCUGUCUGGUAGUGUCGGCUUGUCUCUAUUCAUGUGGGUGAUUGGCACGCUGAUUGCUAUGGCUGGAACUGCUGUCUACCUCGAAUGGGGAACUGCCAUCCCAAAAAACGGUGGCGAGAAAAACUACCUGGAAUAUGUUUUCAAGACACCUCGGUUCCUCGCUACCGCCAUGUUCGCUGCCUAUGUUGUCCUGUUGGGUUGGGCAGCUAGUAAUAGUGUCGUGUUCGGACAGUAUAUUCUCAACGCUGCAGAUAUCGAGGUUGGUCGUUGGAAUCAGCGUGGCAUUGGUUUGGCCUGUCUCACGACCGCCUUCCUCGUCCAUUCCGUCGCAUUGAAAUGGGGUCUUCGCCUUCAGAACCUGCUCGGUGUGAUCAAGUUGGUCGUUAUCGUCUUUGUUGUGGUCGCAGGAUGGGUGGCUUUGGGAGGCCACAUGAAAAUCGACCCACCGCACAACUUCAGGAAUGCUUUCGAGGGCACAACCGGAAGCGGAUAUGGUAUUGUCAUGGCGUUGUACAACGUCAUCUGGUCCUUCAUUGGAUACUCAAACGCCAACUAUGCCUUGAGCGAGACCAAGAAUCCCACCCGCACACUGAAAAUCGCCGCGCCGGUUGCCAUUGGAGCAGUUGGAGUUCUGUACAUGCUUUGCAACAUUGCUUACUUCGCUGCUGUGCCUAAGGAGCAGUUCGUUGCGUCCGGCCAGACUGUUGCGGCCACCUUUUUCGGGAAUAUGUUUGGCAAAGAAGCAGAGAAGGUCAUGUCGGUCUUCGUAGCUCUGUCUGCCUUUGGAAAUGUCUUGUCUGUGAUUUUCUCUCAAGGUCGAAUUGUCCAGGAACUGGGUCGUGAGGGCAUCCUGCCUUUCUCGAAAUUCUGGGCUAGCAACCGGCCAUUCCAUGCUCCCGCUGCUGGCCUUUUCGAGCACUGGGUUGUCUCGGUCAUUAUCUUGUUGGCUCCCCCACCUGGAGAUGCAUAUAACUUUUUGCUCAAUUUGAUUUCGUACCCGCUGUCCCUUGUCAAUGUGUUCGUGUCGGGCGGUCUCAUCUAUAUCUAUUUGACCCAGAAGACUCGCUUUCCUGACUGGGCCCCCGGCAUUCGGGCUACCCUACCCAUUACUAUUUUCUUCUUUAUCUCGCAAUGCUACUUGGUGGUCGCCCCAUACGUGCCACCCAGCGAAGGGCAGAGUGUCUACAAGCAACUGCCGUACUAUCUUCACUGCGUGGUGGCUCUGGGCAUCUUUGCUUCGGGCGCGAUAUACUGGUUCGUGUGGGCAGUCUUACUGCCGAAGUAUGGCCGAUACAUGCUGGUCAAAGAAACCGUGGUGGACGCCGAUGGCUGGUCCAGGAGCGUUUUCACACGAUUGCCACUGGCACAACUGCAGCAGCAGCAGCAACAGUCCUAG
Aspergillus tanneri is the source of this 1620-nucleotide messenger RNA. RefSeq names its product high affinity methionine permease. Gene Ontology annotation, molecular function: L-amino acid transmembrane transporter activity. The transcript is spliced from 6 exons. The record is from RefSeq and is a predicted model, not a curated record. NCBI's taxonomy places the organism in Eukaryota, Fungi, Ascomycota, Eurotiomycetes, Eurotiales, Aspergillaceae. Bases 1 to 1620 code for a protein of 539 amino acids. Gene Ontology annotation, cellular component: membrane. Gene Ontology annotation, biological process: amino acid transmembrane transport.